GUAGCGGAGCAACUCAUAACGGCACAUGUAUCUCAUCUAGUGUCCUUAUCAGAUGAGACAACCUCGGCUGCACCCACAAAUCACUCGGCUCCGGAACUCCUCGCUAUAGGUCUGGCGGCUCUCGAUGCCUUCCUCCAAGCAACCGUUACUGGUCCUGUUCUGCCAGCGAAGGAGUCAACUCAUGUCGAGAAGCUGUUUGUCAGUGCUUGGAACUCAAGCAAAUCAGAAUCUCAUGACUCAGCCGUUGCUCUGCACCAGCUUCGGAGGGCUUGUCUGAGAUAUUUCGAAGUUGACGGCGUUGUUCCCUAUGCCUACAUUCCUUAUUUAGAACUCUUCUCUCUCGCCAAGUACAUCUUGGUUGACUCCCUGGCAUCCGAAACAAAGGAUGUUUUUGAGUUGCCAUCAGCUGAAGGGGCUGCAACAAAGCGUAGCCUUGCCUGGGAAAGACUGCGUGUCAACGUCUGGCACUAUAAGAUUAUCACGCAGCCAAGCCUGGGCUCAUCAUCCAACUUCAACAAGAGCUCGCAGUGGAGUGAUGUGCCUACACUAGCAACACAAAUCAGCAAUGAAAUAGAUGCUAUUAGAGGAAAACUCUUCAACACUGAAGUCUGGGCCACGGAGGAGACUUGGGCCAGGGAAGAGAAAGCCUUGUUCCUCAUCGAAGCUGCUAACAACUACAUUCUACUUGGUCGUAAUGACAAGGCAAAGGAGGCCCUGGAUGAAGCCGCACAGGCUACCGGAGUUACCUACGCUCUGUCCGGAGCCCUUGGAAAGAGGACAAAAUUCCAGGAGAACAACCUCAGUCAGCUUGUUGUCUUUGCAAAGAGCGCCACCGAACAAGAUAUUGCGGCAACUGCGGGUAAUGAAGAUGAUGAAACCAAGCCAGAUGCCCUCAAACUCAACGACGAUACCCUAUUGGAAGAGAUUCAUUACGCAAAGGAACCCGUGAAGAGCACAACAACUGUUGAGACUCUGCCACCUGCGCUGGCUGAGCUGGCACCAGAUGACCAGCCGCAGCUGUCCGCCCUCGAUGAAAUCAUUCUUCUUACCGAGGCAACAAUUAAAGAUGCCUUUUCACCCGUCGACAGUCUCACUUCUGAGCAGAUUCUACCUUUUGCAGUCCGUGUUUUGACCGACAAGUCUGUUAACUGGCAGAUUUAUACACAAGCAUUGCUCGUCCGUUCAAGGAUAGAAAUCCACAGGAGCAGAACCGUCGAGCGUGGUGUCCUCCAAUUACAGGCUGUGGCGGAUCAAGUCCUCACUGACACCACCUUUUCUACUCCAAGCAAAGAAGCCCAGGAGGCAAACGAAUCGGAUGUUCCCGCUAUUCAAGUUACUGCCCCGGGUCAAGCCGCUGCCCCUGUCGAUGAUUCCAAGCCCACGACUUUCCUGCCCGCCGCAACAAACUCAGAAUCUGCCCCUGCCCACGUUCGUCUCCGUUAUAUCCACGCUCUAUCUACUCCUCCGCGAUGGCAUCUCGAAUCCGAACUUGCUUACGCCUGGGCUGGCGUUGGCUCCAUGACAUCAGCCCUGGAAAUCUUCAAGCGCCUGAAGCUUUGGGCAGAAGUAGCUCUCUGCUAUGCCAGCAGCGCAGCUGCCGAGGACGAAGAUGGCCGAGGCAGCGGAGGAGAAGACAAGGCCAAGGCAAUCAUCCGCUGGAGACUUUUCAACAAGACUGGAGCCGCAGCGGACUCCUCCUCCGAGCCGGAGGACGAAGUUGUGGGCCAAGACGUCGGCUUACUCAAAGCAGCCGACUUUUCGGGACCGGAGCGACAGCCUUCCCCUCCUAAUGCCGCCCGUCUGUGGUGCAUUCUCGGUGAUUUGGAAAACGAUCCGGCUCACUAUGAGCGCGCAUGGGAAAUCUCCAAGCAGCGCUUCGCCCGUGCCCAGAGAUCCCUGGGAGAAUACUAUCUCGGCCAAAAGGAUUUGGUCAAGGCUCUCGAGGCGUAUAAAAAGGCCACCAGCGUCAACAGACUCAGUCCCGACAUGUGGGGUCGCCUCGGCGAUAUCAGCCUGCGCCUGGGACGCGCCAGAACAUGGAGUAACCUUGGCAGUGCCCUGUACAGCCUUUACUGCGAGUUGACAGCCCCAGGGAAGGACAAAGAGGAGGACAAGGCUACAAAUGGAAACGCCCCCGUGGGCGAGGACGAUGAAGAUGGCAUCGCCACAGCUUCAGAAGAAAAGAUUACGUCUCGCGACCCCAACAAGCUCCUCUCCCAGUCCCUCGCAGCUUACAAAAAGGGAGCCUCCAUCGCGCACGACAACUGGCGCAUCUGGGACAACGUCGUUACCCUCGCCUCGCGCAUCCACCCGACCCCAAUCUCCGACAUCGUCAUCGCAAUCUCAAACACCAUCCGGAUCCGCAAGUCGGAAUCCGCCCUCGACAUCGACAUCCUCUCCGCCCUCCUCCAGGACGCCAUCCUGUCAAAGGAGAAAUCCCCCGCCAGCAGCGGCAUCUACGAGCCCGCCCGCGGCUCCGUCGAGCGCGCCGUCAUCCGCCUCAUCGAAGAGGAGAUCACACCCCUCAUCACCACCCGCUCCGAGCUCUGGACCCUCGUCUCGCGCCUCCGCGCCUGGCGCAACGACUACGCCGGCGCAAUCGACGCCGCAGAACGUGCCUGGCGUGCCGCCGUCGGUUCCUCAGGUGGCUCCGGAAGCGGCCUGCUGCCCGGUGAAUCGGCCUCGGGCAGCGCUGACUGGACGUCCGACGAGACAGCCUGGGCGGAAGUCGUCAAGCGCACCGACGAGCUGGUCUCGGUGCUGGAGAACUGGGGGCCCGACGUCGAGGCCAUUGGACAGAAGUGGAAGGGUAAGGCGCGGAGUGCCGUGCGCAGCGUCAUGGGACGGGCGAAGGCGACGUGGGAGGAUAGCCAGGGGUGGCGAACAUUGGAAAAUCUCAUGGAGGGGUUGAAA
This is a messenger RNA of Trichoderma virens Gv29-8, 2913 nucleotides long. RefSeq lists its product as uncharacterized. The transcript has 2 exons. Gene Ontology annotation, molecular function: protein binding. Lineage: Eukaryota; Fungi; Ascomycota; Sordariomycetes; Hypocreales; Hypocreaceae. The annotation marks the transcript as partial. The record is from RefSeq and is a predicted model, not a curated record.